Aplysia californica (California sea hare) is the source of this 5200-nucleotide messenger RNA. Its product is annotated as protein polybromo-1. The transcript has 36 exons. NCBI's taxonomy places the organism in Eukaryota, Metazoa, Mollusca, Gastropoda, Aplysiida, Aplysiidae. The record is from RefSeq and is a predicted model, not a curated record. Bases 297 to 5021 code for a protein of 1574 amino acids. Gene Ontology annotation, molecular function: protein binding; chromatin binding. Gene Ontology annotation, cellular component: RSC-type complex. Gene Ontology annotation, biological process: chromatin remodeling.
UUGUUUUCUUUUCAGUAAGGGAGAUAACCAUCAAUUAUUUAUAAAUAUGUGCCUUUUUGCAUCGAGAUAAAUAAUCUUUCUCAUUCCCAUAACUUAUAACUAUCAUCAGAAUUAAUAAUAAGUACAAUUUUAACUUUGCUACCUUGAAAGGACUCCACAUCUUUUCAGUGCUUUCAACAUUGUGUGUGUCAGUCCUAGAUCACCUUAGGCCUUAGGCUGUGACUGUGAGGCAAAGGCUAAGGCCUCUGCCUCUGUAGAUCAUGUUGUGGUUGUGAAAUAUUACAUCUACUUUGACCAUGCCGAGGAAAAGGCCCAGACCUGAUAUGAAAGAAGAAGGGGAGGAAAUUCCUGGGCCCUCACAAGUGAAAAAAAAGCGAAAGAUCUUGAACUAUGAUCCUCAUGAAAUAAUUCUGGAGCUCUAUGACACAGUUCGUAACCACAAGACAGAGGAUGGAAGACUUCUGUGUGAAUCCUUUAUCAGGGUUCCGAAAAGACGAUCCGCUGCAGAUUAUUAUGACGUUGUUACCACCCCCAUUGAUUUGCUGAAAAUUCAGCAAAGGGUGAAAACAGACAAUUAUGACUAUGUGGAUCAACUCAGCGCAGAUGUUUUGCUGAUGGUGAACAAUGCAAAAGCGUACUACAAGAAAACAUCCCAGGAAUACAAAGAUGCUUGUGAUUUGAUGGAACUUUAUGAGGAGACGAGAGCUGAUUUGGUAGAAGCUGUGUUUGGUAGUGGGGACAGAAGUGAUCGCUUAAGCAGAAAGACUCCUGUCGUCAAGGAUACUGUGGAUCUGCCAGAGCCUGAAGAGAAGGAUGAUGAUGAGAGUGAAGACGAGGAAGAAGAAGAAGAAGAUGGCAAUCAAAGCGAUGCCUCAAAACAGCCGUCUGAAGGGCGUGAGAGAAGCGCCAGUGUUUCUGAAGAAAUUGCUGAGGAUUUGGAGCAGUUGUUUGCGGCGAUUGUGACCACGAGAGAUGGAGAUAGAGACAUCAGUCAGGCUUUCCAGCUGUUACCUCAGAAAUCGAAAUAUCCCCAGUACUAUGAUGUGAUUAAGAAUCCCAUUGAUCUGAAGAUGAUCGCCACGAAGAUCCAGGAAUCGAAGUACACCAGUUUGGAUGAUUUGGAAAGGGAUCUGCUGCUUAUGGUCAAGAAUGCUAAAGCUUUCAAUGAACCCAAGUCUCUGAUCUACAGGGAUGCUGUCACAUUGAAAAGAGUCAUUGGUGAGCGCAAGAGGGAACUGGAAUAUAAGAAAUCUGGCCAUGUGAAAAGUAGUGGGAGACUAAGCAAAACCAAGGACAGAAUCAUAAUCCAGAAAAUGUCUGCUGUCUGCGCGGCGCUGAAGUAUCAGUCGUCCGAGGAUGAUGGCGCGUCGUCCAGUCAGUUCGAGAUGGACUCGGAGGCAGAGGGCACAGGCAAUGACCUUGUGGAGGACGACCCUCAGUGGAUCCUUUACAACCAUGUCAAGAAUGUCACAGGGGAUGAUGGAGACUCUCUUUCGGAGCCUUUCCAAAAGCUUCCAAGCAAAAAAUUUUACCCAGAUUACUAUAAAGAGAUCAAGAAGCCAAUGUCUUUGCAUAAAAUACGUUACAAGAUUGAGAUGAACAUGUACGACACACUUAUGGAUCUGGCGCGAGACUUCCAUCUUACCUUUGAAAAUGCCAAGAAGUACAACCAGGACGAAUCUCAACUAUACAAGGAUGCUGUCUCUCUGCACCAAGCGAUGGUUGAUAAGCUGAGGGAGCUUGAUGCUGAUCUUGCGGAUGAGUUUAUGGAAGAUUUGGAAAAUGAUAAUGAGGAUGAAGACGAUGAAGAGGAGGAGGCCACUAUAGAAGGGGAGCGGAACAGCGAAGAGUUAACUGCCAUGGAGGAGGAAUCUGUGAGCACCCCCACGACUGUCCGUGGCCGCCCGAGAAAGUCGAGUCUCGUUCCAAACUCCACGCCGGAUAGCGAGAAGAAGAAAUCAAGUGCCAAGAAGUCCGGGGAUGAUAGUCUGAAGAAAAGACUGCGCACCCUGUACUCCACCGUCUAUGACUACAGUGAUGCCAAUGGCCGCCUCCUUCGUCCCAUCUUCAUGGUUCUGCCGUCUCGCAAAGAUUACCCGGACUACUACCAGGUGAUCAUGGAACCCAUCGACCUCACCAUGAUUGAAGGAAAGAUCAAGUCGGAGAAGUACCCGAGUGAACAGGCGCUGCUGGCGGACUUUGAGCUGAUGUUCAACAACGCGCGUCACUACAACGAGGAGGGCUCCCAGCUGUACCAAGACGCCAACACUCUGGACCGCGUCCUGCGCACCAAGUGGAAGACCAUAUCCCAGCAGGCCAAGCUGUCCGGUGGCCGCGGCAAGUCAAAGGUCACUGAAGCAAGCCCCCUGGCCCAGAAGCUGCUGGAGCUGUACGAGAGUGUGAGGGACUACCAGGAUCGCUCCGGCCGGGCGCUGUCGUCGCCGUUUAUCAAACUGCCGAACAAAACUGACUACCCCGACUAUUACGAGGUGAUCAAACGGCCCAUCGACAUGCAGCGCAUCCAGCAGAAGAUGAUGCUGAGCCAGUAUGAGGGUGUGGAGGACAUGGUCACCGACUUUGUCCUACUGUUUGACAAUGCCUGCAAGUACAACGAGCCAGAGUCGGUCAUCUACAGAGAUGCCCUUGCCCUGCAGCGCGUCUGCUUCCAGAAAAAACUGGAGCUGAUGUCGAGCUGCAUGAACGAAGUGCCGGAUGUGAAGGCGUUGACCCAGGAUUUGAUGAAGAACCUGUUUGUGUCCACCUUCAACUACGAGGAUGAUGAAGGCAGAUGCUAUAGUGAUUCAUUUGCUGAAUUAGUGGAAAAAGACAAAGGAUUGCAAGUGAAUGGAGAAGUCUCAGAACCUCCUCUGACAUUUGAUCAAAUAAGAAAAAAUCUUGACAAGGGUCGUUACCAAAGGGUUGAUCGCUUCCAAGACGACAUGUUCAAGAUGUUUGAGAGAGCCCGACAACUCAGCAGACUGGAUUCUCAGCUCUAUGAGGAUGCGGUAGAGAUGCAGAAGUUUUUCAUCACCACCCGCGACGACCUUUGUAAGAACGGCGAGCUUCUUCUGACCCCUGCUCUCAGCUACACGGACCGCCAUCUGACUCUGGCCUUGGAGGCGGAGCAGAAGGAGAAAUCGGAGGCAGAGAAAGAGCAGGUGAAGCAGGAGGAGGAGGAGAAGAACAAAGAGGGCGCUGACGGCUCCGAGGAAUGUAAAGUGCUGCAAGAUUCCAAUGGCGGAGAGGAAGACUGCGAAUAUAAAGGUCAAGUCUAUUCCAAGGGAGAUUUUGUCUACAUCCCCUCAAGGGAAUCUCCUGAACCACACAUCAUGGUGAUCGAGAGUUUUAGUCGAGACGAGUCUGGCCAGGUUGACAUCAAGGGCCAGUGGUUCUAUCGACCUGGAGAGACAUACCACCUGGCCACAAGAAAGUUUUUAGAAAAGGAGGUGUUUCGCAGCGAUACUCGCCAAAGUACCCCGAUAUCAGAAAUUGUUGGUCGCUGCUGUGUCAUGUUUGUGAAGGAUUACUUCAAGUUUAAGCCAGAGGGUAUUCCUGAUAAAGAUGUUUACGUUUGUGAAUCUCGCUAUAUCUUGAGAGGGAGAUGCUUCAAGAAAAUUAAGAUCUGGCAAACCCCUGUGAGCAAGAAUCUCAACAUAGUUCCUCGCGAAGUUCCCCUGACGCCGAUACGUGUGGCGUCCAUGUUUGCUGACAAGUCGGCCAAUGAGAGUGCUCUCGAUGAGAGCGACACGGUCAUUGACAAGAAACGCGAGUCCAUCCCGUCUGAGAUUGAGUCAGAAGACGGGAACGUGUAUUACGACCAGUAUGUUACAGACAACGGCUGCUUCAAGUUGGGUGAUGGUGUGUAUAUCAGUAAUCCAGGAGCCUCUCCUAUCAUUGCCCGAAUGGACAAGAUAUGGACAGACAGCCUCGGUGAGGCGUUCUUCCACUACGCCUGUUUCCUGAGACCAGCUGAUGUUGAACACGCUCCGAAUCGGUUGUUCUACAAACAAGAAGUAUUCCAAGCUUCCAUUGAGGACUGUGCCCUCAUCAAAAAUAUUGUAGGGAAGUGCUGUGUCUUACAUAUGAAGGAUUACUGUACCAGUCGACCCACGGAGAUUGCGGAGCAGGACGUUUUUAUCAACGAGUCCAAGUAUCAGGAAGCAGACAAGUCUAUCAAACGGCAGAAACUCAUUAAGAAAUACGCUUUGUCUCCAAAAGUUGUGGAUGAUGAGAUUUACUUUUUCAGAAAACCUAUAGCUUUGGAGAAGGAACCGUCUCCGCUGUUGAUGAAGGCCGGUGCGGAGGACAGCCUGUUCGUGGACACGGAGGAGUCGCAGGACGUGGAGCCAGAGGCCAGCAACGACGCCACCUCUGUCAGCAACGACGCCCCCAGCCCCGCUCCAACCAAGUCCCACAAAAAGAAAACCCCGAACCCUAGAAGGCAGCCGAGCGGGUACAUUGUGUUUGCCGGAGAAGCCCGCAAGCAGAUCUGUCAGGACAACCCCAGCUGUUCGUUCGGUGACAUUAGCAAGAUUGUUGGCACGCGCUGGCGGGCGCUGACUAAGGCCGAGAAGGACGUGUUCGAGGAGAAGGCUCGCAAGAUCGCAGAGGAGAUGGUGGCCAAACAGGCAGAGGCGGACAAAGCCCUCAACGACUCUGUGAGGUCGCAGAGUCCCUGGUCAGAUUAUGGAGGUCAGACGCCAGGGAACCAGCCGUGCCCACCCUCGCCAGUGUUUGUGUCCGUCCCACCCCGCAGCCAGAAGCUGCUCCACUCCGAGGUCUACAUCAGGUAUAUCGAACGCCUUAACACUGACAGCCACAGCAUCUGCAACUGGGACCGUACGUUGACCGCGACCCAGGAGAACACGCCCGGUCAGCCAGAAGCCAACCUGCCAGGAGACUGGUUAGCCCACGGGGCGGGUUGCCACGGUAACGUCAGCAAUGCCUUGUGGGCCCUCAGAGAUUUCAUGCUGAAGGAUGCUGUAAACUUGGCCCGCACUGUACCUUUUGAUGACUUGUAAGCUUAGUUAAGGAAUAGUUGUGUCUACCCCAUUUGUAUAUAGAAUAAUUAUAUAUAGGUUUUGUUUCUAUGUUAUGGUUUUUAAAUUUGCUGGUCACAUAUUAUUAUAAUGGUACAGGAACUGCAAUUUUUUUUUUUCCUUUUUAAAGUAUUGGUGGGAAUAAAUGUGUGUGUUUCAUA